AGCAAUUUAACCUAUUUGUGUGACAACAUAUUUUGCAUCAAAUACGAAUCAGGAAACAUUGCUGUCAAUGUCGCGAUGCUGCACUAUUUUCAAAAAUUCAAAAACGACAUUUCCAAAAAGGUAAACAUACAACAGAAUUAAAUUAAAGCGCGUUUCAUAUAGCUAUAUCUGUUAUACUGCUACCAGGUGAAGCUAUAUCAUGGGCCUCCAAGAAGAUUACGAGAGAUUCAAGAACUUAGGAUCUAAUAACAUAGGGCUGUAUCCUUCGUAUGAGAGAAAUGAUCGUCUUAAAGAUGAAUUUCAAAGAGAUUCAUCCAACAAUCAGAGGUUGUAUAACCAUGUCAAUAUAGACAGCUUUACACAAAGAUCACCAAAAGUAUCAUCAUAUGACAAACCAUUCACGAGUUCUCAAAGGCAUAGCCAUCAAUUUCAAUCAUACAAUAAACCAUUUGACAUUUCUGAGGAACCAGUUUUACUGAAAACAGGAAAGCCAUUGUACCAUUGGCAGCCAAAACCUGUUACUGAUCAUUCUGCUGUUAACUAUUCAAAGGCAUUUGAUGAUUAUGAAAGUACUACAAAGAAUAGACAACAUUACAAGUAUGGAUUAUCAUCCCCAAUAAAGUCAAUCCCUAAGUCAUCACCAUAUUCAAAAAUUCAACCUUCUAAAUUGUAUAAAGUUUUAAAUGAUAAUUCAACAGUGAGAAAUCAGAUCAAUUCAUUUCAAACUGGUCCCGUACUUGAUAAUUAUAAAAUCUCAAAGCCUCAUAAAUCAAAAGAAUCUACACAACAAGGUAUCUUAUCAAGAUUAAGAGGAUAUCUUAACAAUAUUGGUUUGCCAGAUGAAAAUACAGAAAAUCCAAACGUAUAUCAAACUAAGGUAAAAGACAGAUUGAAUAAGAAGGUAUCAUUCGAAGACUCAGAUCCAGCAUAUGCCAGAAUUUAUAAUCGUUUCAACCACAAUUCAGCGGAUUUAGAUAAUGAUGAAGUAGAUGAUACCAUACAGCAAACCAAGAAAUUAAGUACAUUACUAAGUAAACAACGAGAAGAAGUACUAGAAAGAGAAUUGAAUGAUAUGAAAAGAAAGGCAAGUGAUGAGAAAGAUAGGAAUGAAAACUUGAUAAGGAGGCAUGAAGAUGAAACCCACAGUCUACACCAAUCAUAUAAAGAGAGAAUUGAUCAUUUAAAUGGAAGAAUAGCUGAUUUUAAGGUUGAACUUGACAGAACUUCAUAUGAUAGUGAUAUCAGAAAAGAAUAUGAAACGUUAAAACGUCAAAAUCGUGAAAAAGAACAACUCAUAUCAGACUUACAGAUAGAACUAGAAACUAUAAAGUCACAACUAUCCCGUCGUGAACAAGAUAUUCAAACCAUACAAAAAGAAAAUAAAACUAAGAGAAAUCUUAAACAGGUAAAGAUGAAGAGAGAAAGUGUUUCUAAUGAGUUAUUGCUUGAAUCUAAGCAGAUUCAAUUAAAGAUUGAUAAUUUAGAAGCUCAAUAUUUGAAAUUACGAAUCGAUGCCAAUGUCAGUUUACCUUCCUUAAUCAAAGAAAACAUACUAGAUUAUGAAAAGACCAAACGAGGUAUAGAGAAAGCAAUUGCAACUCUCAAACAGAGUAAAGGUAAAAUAGAUAAUAGUGAAUCAUCUCAAAUUAAAUCAUUCAUUGACAGUUUAACUGAAUAUUUAACCAGCUCAAAAGUGAAAAACGAAGUCAAAUUAGAGAGCCUUGAUAAAAAGAUACUGUCUACUGGGAAUAACAAGGAAUCUGUUAUCGCUACCGCUAAGUUGUUAAAGAAGAAAUUCAGUGUUUUACUCAAAUUGAAAUCAUUAAAUGAGUUGUCCAGAAUCGCUAAUUCUUUAGAAGAAUAUUAUGAAGAUUCUUUAAUUCUAAGAAAAAUAGCAGACAAAGAAGACUUCAGUCCUUAUGAAUUGUAUGAAAAGAUCAAAUUUGAAUUAGAUAAUACCCUCUUGUAAGUAUAUGUAUUUUUAUAUAGUAUCAAAUAUGAUAAAGUACUUUUGUGGAGAUGCUCAUAUUUUUUUUUUUGUGAGUCGCGUAAAUAAAUUUCAUUUA
This is a messenger RNA of Scheffersomyces coipomensis, 2066 nucleotides long. RefSeq lists its product as uncharacterized. The record is from RefSeq and is a predicted model, not a curated record. Lineage: Eukaryota; Fungi; Ascomycota; Pichiomycetes; Serinales; Debaryomycetaceae. Bases 200 to 1969 code for a protein of 589 amino acids. The transcript has a single exon.